UCCCAGGAGUAUAAAUACAAGAGCUUAUGGUCAAGCUGCUCAGUUGUAGAGUUGUCUUGGUGAUAGUGACAAUGGCCUCCCAAGUGCGUCAGAAUUACCACAAGGACUGUGAGGCUGCUGUUAACAAGCAGAUCAACCUGGAGCUCUAUUCCUCCUAUGUUUACCUCUCCAUGGUCUCUUACUUUGACCGGGAUGAUGUUGCCCUGCAUCACUUUGCUGAGUUCUUCAAGGAGCAGUCCCACGAGGAACGGGAACACGCUGAGAAACUUCUGGAAUUCCAGAAUAAACGUGGAGGCCGAGUCCUCCUGCAGGACAUCAAGAAGCCAGAGCAGGAUGAGUGGGGCAAUGGUCUGGAGGCAAUGCAGAGAGCUCUGCAGAUGGAGAAGGAUGUGAACCAGAGUCUGCUGGAUCUGCACAAACUCUCCUGUGGCAACACGGACCCUCAUCUGUGUGACUUCCUGGAGAGGCACUACCUGGAUGAGCAAGUGAAGAUGAUCAAGAAGCUGGGAGAUCACAUCACCAACCUGAAGAGACUGGGAGCCCCUGCCAAUGGCAUGGGAGAGUACCUGUUUGACAGGCUCACUCUAGGGGGAGAGUGACUGAACUGACUGCAAGGAGCGAGCUUGUGCACAAUCUGCAGGGACUGUGGCUUCAAAUACAUGCUGCAUUGUAAUUUAGUAAAUGACUAAACUGUUCAUGGACUAAUUUUUGCCUCACUUGUUUAAUUGCACAACUUGAUCAAUCUUCCAAGUAUGGAGUAAGAUUGCUCUUCAAUCCAACAGUUCAGGGCCCACUUAUAAAAUUCUGUGAAAAUAGAUUGUCUUAGCAGCACAUCCUGCAAGUCUGAGAUUGUUAUGAGAAAAUGGACUUGGGUUGUUUCAAAACUCCAUGAUGUCUAGCUCGUGGGAAAAUCUAUGGCCACAACUGUUGAGAGCAGUUUUCCCAUAAAUUUCAGACUUUGUUUUGCCCUAGUCCAUGUUGGUUUUCAUGUGGGGUGUGGUUUAGCUGCUUGGGUGCCCAUGAGGAGGACAAAUACCACUGUUCCUUAGCCAUGUCUACACUUAAAUUCUCUUGCUCCCAUCCCUCUGUUCGAACCAAAAGCAAAGUGCUAUCGGCGUCACUGGGGAAGUGGUGUUUUUUUUAAACUCCAGCAUUGGCCUGUUUCCUUGUAGGAUCAAGCCUAGUCCAUGUCUGUCACUUGACCAUUUUUAAAAAGCCUACACCACAGUCCACCAACGAACUAGGCAAGAGAUUGAUGUCUCCAACAGUGCACCGUGGGAGGUUCCCUAAUGUCAAAGAUACUGACUUUGACUUUGGCUUAAAAUCAAGCCAUGAUUGCUGCCACUUGAUU
Molecule: messenger RNA, 1351 nt
Organism: Stegostoma tigrinum
Lineage: Eukaryota; Metazoa; Chordata; Chondrichthyes; Orectolobiformes; Stegostomatidae
Product: ferritin heavy chain A-like
Exons: 4
Coding region: 27-599 (190 amino acids)
Biological process (GO): iron ion transport; intracellular iron ion homeostasis
Cellular component (GO): cytoplasm
Molecular function (GO): ferric iron binding; ferrous iron binding
Source: RefSeq, a predicted model, not a curated record